UGCCUUGCUUCGUUUUCAAGUUUGGUUCUCCUCUGCACUGGCAAAGGUACAAAAUGCUGGUUCAAUGACCAUGGUGUUACUGGGCUGACCUGAACCCCAUAGGAGUCUAUGGGCUGUUGUCAAGAGGAAGAUGUCUGAAGAAGAAUUAUCCCAGGGACCUACCAACUGUCAGCGUGGUGCUGAUCUACAUGAACGAGGCUCUUUCUGUUAUUAAAAGGGCAGUACGGAGCAUCAUCACUCACACACCACAGCACCAGCUGAAGGAGAUCAUCCUGGUGGAUGACUACAGCACUUACAAUGACCUUGGGAAACCAAUACAAGACUACAUAGAUGAGAUUCAUGAGGAAAGGCCUGGACUCGUAAAGAGAGUGCGCCAUAUGAAACAAAUGGGCUUGGCCCAGUCCCGGAUCUCAGGCUGGGAGCAUGCAACAGCUGAGGUUGUGGCCAUUUUGGAUGCCCACAUUGAAGCCACAGUGGGAUGGGCAGAACCUCUGCUGGCCAGGAUCAAAGCUGACAGGACAGUGGUGGUGUCCCCAGUCUUUGAUAAUGUCCAUUUUGACGACCUCCACGUGGAACGAUACCUCCCGUCUGCUCAAGGCUUUGACUGGGCUUUGUGGUGCAUUUACGAGUCCUUCAGGCCAGAGUGGUCGAAGAUGCAGGAUGAAUCGCAACCUGGAAAGAGUCCCUCUGUUAUGGGGAUCUUUGCAGCAGACAGAAGCUUUCUUGGAGAAAUCGGUGGGCUUGACGGUGGAAUGAAGGUUUACGGAGGAGAAAAUGUUGAACUUGGGAUCCGUGUGUGGCUGUGUGGAGGAAGUGUAGAGGUGGUGCCUUGCUCCAGGGUAGCUCACAUCGAGAGGGCACAUAAACCAUAUGCACUGGACCUCAGCCCUGCCAUGAGGAGAAAUGCAUUGAGGGUUGCAGAUAUCUGGUUGGAUGAUUACAAGAAGAACGUGCUCAUUGCCUGGAACCUUCCUUUGAAGGAUCAUGGAAUUGACACUGGUGACGUGUCCGAGAGGAAAAAGCUGAGAGAAAAGCUGAAAUGUAAACCUUUCCAGUGGUACUUGGACAACGUUUAUCCAAGUCUGGAAACAUGGGACAACAUCUUGGGCUAUGGUGUGCUGCAGAACACCCUUCUCAAGAGCCUGUGUGUGGACCAGGGAGCCAUCCCAGGAAACAUCCCCACUCUGUAUGGAUGCCAUCACCAGCAGCCACAGCACUGCUUCUACAACACAGAUUAUGAAAUCAUCAUUGGAGGGAUUAAAUCUCACAGAUACAACAGUAACCGCUGCCUGGUUGAUCCGGGCUCUGGCAGCACUCCCACUCUGCAGGAGUGUCACAUGGCCAAAGUCAACAAACUACACAUGCACUGGGACUUCAAACAGGGCAAAGCUAUCAUAAACAAAGCAACAAAGAGAUGUCUUGAGGUUGCCAUGGGAGCAAGCUCUUACUAUGAGGUCAUCAUUCAACAGUGCACUGGACAGAGCUGGAUGAUUGAGCAUCUUAUCACAAGUUUUUAGUUAUGUCCUGAAUUGAUAAUGUAUUUUGUAAUAUAUAUUAUUCACAUUUUUACUGAUUUAUAUAAAAUAAAACCAAAUCUGCCAAGUUCUGACUAA
Molecule: messenger RNA, 1613 nt
Organism: Centropristis striata (black sea bass)
Lineage: Eukaryota; Metazoa; Chordata; Actinopteri; Perciformes; Serranidae
Product: probable polypeptide N-acetylgalactosaminyltransferase 8
Exons: 11
Coding region: 189-1517 (442 amino acids)
Cellular component (GO): Golgi apparatus
Source: RefSeq, a predicted model, not a curated record